GACAAAUAUACAGGAGUAACUUUCUUGAUUCUUCUCGUAAGGAUAUUGGAUAUUUCAGCUGACCUACAGAAAGUGUGGGUCUUUCGUUUGUAGGUCAUUCCUAAGGUGAUGUCGGAUCCUGAUGUCAAAAAGGCUAUUGAAGCACACAGACAAAAAACUGUUGCUGCUAACCAACACAUUAGCUUGCUAAAUGCCCAAAUAGAGUCUCUUAACAUCAAAUUUAAACGAUCUGAAAUAAUUGAAAGUGAACUAGUUAGAUUACCUGAAGAUGUAACUACAUACAAAGCUUGCGGAAAAAUGUUUGUUAAAAAGCCGAUGGGGGAUAUAAUUGAAGACAUAAAGAAGGAAAGGACCCGAAUCACGGAAAAUAUUGAAACCACGAAGAAGACUAGAGAUACAGUUUCAAAUGGAUUAAAUGAGUCUAAAGAGGCUUUGCGUGAACUUCUAAAUUCAAAACAGACCUAGAUGAGCUCGCAAGGAAUUUUAACUUGUAAUUGUGAUUGUAUAGUUGAAAAUAUACCUGCUGUUAUUGCGAAUUACAAAAAUGCCUGCUAGAUUUUAUUUUAG
Trichobilharzia szidati is the source of this 567-nucleotide messenger RNA. The record is from the annotation of a GenBank genome assembly. NCBI's taxonomy places the organism in Eukaryota, Metazoa, Platyhelminthes, Trematoda, Strigeidida, Schistosomatidae.